GGUUGCCUAUACGACCGCGAGGUGGCGGCACCGUAUACGUUUUCGGAAUCAUGAGUCGCUGUCAAAGAUGUUCGCUUGGAUGAAAUUGCGUUACGUUGCGAGAGAAGGAUCUGCGAAAAAGACGCGACCGUAGAAACAAGAGAGUACGAUGCACCGAACGGAUAACACUCGUCCCUCCCUCUGAUGCAAAACAGCCGAUAUUGACAGCUCUCGCUCGGAUCCAGGAUAACCUCUCGGCCCGUUCGAACAACAGUGACAUUCCUUGCCACGUACCAGACCGACGAUCGUCAAGCUCGCUCCUCUGAAGGAUGGCGUGUCUUUUGUUGAAUCAGGAAAACGUUCAAAUUAAAAUUCCCUCCACGGACACCGUCGACGGUGUCACUUAUUAUUGCAUAGAGGUUGGGAUUGCCUCAGUUAAAUGGACUGUGAAGCACAGGUACAAUGAUUUUGCGGAGCUACACGACAAGCUUGUGACAGAGCACUGUGUAGAGAAAGAUAUACUGCCACCAAAGAAACUAAUCGGCAACAAGUGUGAAGCUUUUGUGGAAAAACGCAGGCUAAGCUUGGAGGUGUAUCUGAGCAUAGUCUACAACUACCUGAAAAAAGCAAUGCCCAGAGAAUUGGCUGUGUUCCUGGAUCUGCAUGUGUACGAUAUAUUUUUCCUACUGCAGAGCAUGGCUUUGGAAUUUUUCACUGAAGGCGACAAUCUGCUGCAGAAGUCUAAAACCUACAAAUUCAACCCUAUACAGUUAUACGCGAUCAGUGAAAGAUUGAAGCAACCUUGUCCACCAAUGGAGAUGAUCGACAUAAAAUACGACUUCAGUCAUGUUCUGGACUUCAAUUCCCAUUUAACUGGCCUGAUAAUCGAAAGCAGUUCGGAGGCCUACAGAACCAGCAACAUCUACACGAACACCCUUCCCAUUGAGCUGUCGAGCUUCAGGAAUAUCGAGGACCUGAACAUCGACCAGUAUCCAGUGGAGAAGAUCUAUCACAUGGGCAACCUUCGGGACACGGUGGUGCAUUUGGCGGUGAACAACACGAGGCUCAGAAACAUCGUCGAGUUCGCGAUGUGCGAGGAGGUGCACAAAGGCAUCGAGAACGCGAACGACUCGCACGUCUGGCUGAAGGUGACGCAUCUGGAUCUCAGCGAUAAUCGGAUAGAGGUGAUCGACGAGGCGAUCAAGCUGUUGCCGCACAUAGAGUGUCUAACGUUGAACAAUAAUCUCCUGUCCGAAAUAUCGAACGUCACCUUGUUACCGAGACUGUCGCAACUGUAUCUCGCGUCGAACAACUUCACAACGUUGCCGAGCGAUUUGCAUACGAAACUCGGUUACAUAGUCUACAUCGACCUGUCGCAGAACAAGCUAACUUCGUUGUCGAGCUUCUCGAAAUUGUACUCGCUGGAGGGCCUGGACGUGAGCUGCAAUCGCAUCGAGAAGAUCGAGGAGGUGAAGAACAUCGGGCACCUGCCCUGCCUGGAGAAUCUGAGACUGACGGGCAACCCGGUGUCGACGAUCGUCGAUUACAGGGUGAAAGUGUUGGAGCCGUUCGGCAAGAGGGCGGCGGACAUUUGCCUGGACAACGAGAAACCUAAUCAAAAGGAGCUGGACACCGUGUCCGUUCACCAGGCGCUUCGCAUCGCGAGGGAGGGCAAGUCGCCGACGUUCACCUCGUCGGACGCGCCCCUGUUCUCCGCGGAGAUCCCGAGCAUAUAGAACGACGGCGAUUCGAUUCCCUAGGCAAUAGACUUUCCGCGCGAGGAACACUUUGAUACAAAUUUUUGUACAAUUCAUUUGAAACAAGGUCGGCGGUGAGAAGGCCAAGACUUUAACGGGAACUCGGGGACGGAUAUUUUCGCCGGCGGAACCUGCAGAGAAACGAACAAGUGGAUUCGUGUGAUAUUACUCCGGAAUCAGUACACAAAACGAACCCAACGCACGGGAAAAGAGUAUUCCUUUUCGUUUUUGUUUUUUUAAAUAAUUUCGUAUCCGAUUCGACGUGAACCGGCUCGAUCCCCGCCCUCGCGUCGUUUUAUAUCGUAUUUAUUAACGGUCGAUCGCGUCGAUGCUUUUUAUCACCUUUUGACACGAUGAUAUCCGAUCAGUAUAAUGUAUACCAAAACAUUAAACGAGUAGUUUAAGCUAUAGACACGUCGAUUGUAUUUAUGUUGCAACUCGAGUCCAGGCGUCGGGACGAUUAGCAUGUCGGAGUGAGUUGCGUAAACUAUUGUUUCUCCUUGCUCUGAGAACGUACACGUGCCGCCGCCCCGUCAGCACAGAGGAACAAGCCUCGCGUGACCAUUAUGUGUAUAUAAUUGAUUUGAAAAUGUACAUUGCGUCUUAUCAUCGCGUAUUUUUUAUACUCGAGAGCAAUCGCGAACCGGUACGGCGAGGAUUGGUUGAAGGUUAUUUAUGAUUUCCGAAAAACUUGGUGCUCGAAGAUACGCGAUAGUCAAUCGCAGUGGUUCCCAAAUGACACGUUUAAAACUGAACGGAGGAAGUAAAAAAUCUGCCGUUUCGAGGAGCACUGUUCCAGAGAAUAUUAACCGCUUCGAUGAAAGCUUAUUUAUUACCGUGCAAUCGACGAACGCGUCAUAUUAAAAUUCAAUCGCGUCAACGGUGCGACGCAGAGCGAACGGCUCGACGGAACGUUCCGAAGCUCCUCGCAGACGCAACACCGUUGUUCGCUGUGUGAACCGUUAACGCUCUGCGAUUCGCUGCUGGUGCCAUUCCGGUUCGGCAGUUCUGGCGGUAUAACCUUUCAUGGAAAUCUCGUUCCCCUCCUCGCGAAUCGCGGAUCGCAAAGCGUUGACGCGAUGUUGUAUUAAGUGUGCAACCGAGUCCGGUGCAUCGAUUUUAUAAUGGUUUCACAAGAAUUAUCGAUAUAUGUAUAUAAGAUGAUGGAAUAUUUUGUUAAUAAACGAUUAUAAAUAAACUGUGAUAACCCGUGAACGAGCGUUGGUCUAUUUAUUGGGAACUAGGCUA
Nomia melanderi (Alkali bee) is the source of this 2984-nucleotide messenger RNA. RefSeq names its product nischarin. Gene Ontology annotation, molecular function: integrin binding; phosphatidylinositol binding. The record is from RefSeq and is a predicted model, not a curated record. Gene Ontology annotation, cellular component: cytoplasm. Lineage: Eukaryota; Metazoa; Arthropoda; Insecta; Hymenoptera; Halictidae.